AAUACUGUUGCCUCAGUACGUUGUCAACGGUUGUACGCGCGUGUUGUAGUCUUUUAAAAACGUCUGAAGGAAUUUCGUUUAAUUUUCUAUAUAUUUUUUUAUAUAAAAGGGGAGCAUUGCUCGGGACUUACAAGAAAAAAAUUUAUAUAAAAAUUAAAUAUUAAAAAGCAGUCAUAAAAAAAGAUUUUAAUAUUUAAAAAAACAAGUUAUUUUCUAUAAAAAAAAUCUAAAGAAAUGUGGUUUAAAUAGCAGUAAAAGUAACAAAUUAUUUAAAACAAAAUCCCAUAAAACAACGAAUUGUUAUUUAAUGCAGAUAUAAACCCAUAAAUAUAAUCGAAAUAAAAAGACAAACGGAGAGGGCCACUUGAAUUGUGCAGUGAGUGUGGUAGUGGAUUCUAACUAAAGAUCCACAGAGAGCGGUGGAGAGCAUACGAACAGCCAAUAAUCGUACAAGUGCUGUUUGGCAUUUGAAAAUCGUUUUUUUUUUGCGAACGUUAUAAACAUGAAAUUAGUUUCAAAAAUGCCAUCAGUUAGCUUAGCACGUAGUAGAGAUUCUACAUUGUUGGCAGCGGCCGCCGUAUUACUGUUGACAUCAUCCUACUGUUGGGAUCUAGUGGCUGCGCAAAGCAAUCAGGCUCAACAGCAAGUAUGUCCCGAGCAAAACGAUAUUGCUCCCUGUGUUUGUACGGUAAAGAAGAAUGGUUUGGAUAUAUUGUGUGAGACCACCGAUUUGACUCACAUUACCAAGUCUAUGGGCACGCUAAAGGGCAAAAGUCCCAUUAUAUUCUAUUUGAAAUUGCGUCAUAAUAAUUUGCCUAAAUUACAAGGUUUCGUAUUCCUAGCCUUGGAUAUACGUCAUUUAACCAUACACAACAGUAGUUUAGCGGCCAUUGAAGAAAAUGCUCUCAGCUCUUUGGGUAAGGGUCUAACACAGCUCGAUGUCUCACUUAAUCAAAUGAAAACGGUGCCCUCAUUGGCAUUAAAACAUCUUUAUCAUUUGUUGAUCUUAAAUUUGAAUCACAAUAAGAUCACGGUUAUUCACAAUAAUGCUUUUGAGGGUUUGGAUACAUUAGAGAUUUUAACACUCUAUGAAAAUAAAAUUAAUCUUAUAGAGCCAGAGGCUUUUAGAGGUUUAGAAAAACGUUUGAAACGUUUAAAUUUGGGUGGCAAUGAAUUGACUGCGGUUCCUCAAAAAUCUCUCUCAAUUUUGGAUAAUUUGAAGAAAUUGGAAAUUCAAGAAAAUAAAAUUAAAACCAUACGCGAAGGAGAUUUUGAAGGUCUUGAAAAUCUAGAUUCUCUUAUACUGGCCCACAAUAUGAUCAAUACCGUGCCGGCAAAUGUUUUCUCCCAUUUAACUUUAUUAAAUUCUUUGGAAUUGGAGGGCAAUAAAAUCAUCAAUAUCGAUAAAGAUGCCUUUAAGGGCUUAGAAGAAAAUCUACAAUAUUUACGUUUGGGCGAUAAUAAUAUACAGGCUAUACCCAGCGAAGCUUUAAGACCUUUACAUCGUUUACGCCAUUUGGAUUUGAGAAAUAAUAAUAUUAGUGUCAUUAGUGAUGACGCGUUUACCGGUUACGGUGAUUCCUUAACUUUCCUUAAUCUCCAAAAGAAUGAUAUCAAGGUAUUACCUAGUAUGAUAUUUGAAAAUUUAAAUUCCCUGGAAACUUUAAAUAUACAAAAUAAUAAAUUAACCCGGCUGCCGCAAGAUAUAAUGGAGCAUAUCAUCGAUACUUUAAGAAUAAUUGAUAUAACAGAUAAUCCUUUACAAUGCUCUUGUGAAUUGACCUGGUUCCCUAAACUCUUGCAAGAUCUGAAGAACAAAGACGAUGAAAUGGCACAGAAAAAGAAACCCGUUUGUCAUAUGCCCGUUGAGAAUCGUGAAUACUAUGUCCAAGCUAUGCCAUUGGAAAAAAUGCACUGUGCUGGUCUAUCACCGAGUGCGGCCAGUGAUUUACUGGACACAAAUGGUGUGUUGUUGUUAUGGCGUUUACUACCAGUAAAUAUGCUUGUGACGUUUUUGUGUACUUUUUAAAGGAAUACUUUGGUGGAGUCAGUGGUAAAUACAAAGAUUUCUCAAAACAAACUACAAAAUUUCAAAACACCAACUCUGAAAACAAAACUCUCUAUAACAACAAAAGAAACAAACAAAAAACUGAAAACAAGAAAACUGAACGACGAUGACAACAGACAGAUUUCUUCUCUCUAGCUAUAUACUAUAUCCUGGGGAAAAAGUUUGUAGGCAACAAAAACAAUGACAACAACAAUUAAAGAAAGAAAGAAAGAACAACAUUAUCAUAGAUACGAAGAGCAACUGCUAUUCUUUUUUAUAAAAAAAAAACUGUGUGUGUGAAUGUGUAACAGUGAAGUGUGAGAAGUGAUCGUUUGUCUUUUUUUUAUACAAAACUAUAUAUAUAAUAUUUAUUCUAUUAUUCUUAUUAAUAUUAUGAUUAUGAUCAUUAUUAUUUUCUAGGUUUUAGGUGAACUCUCUAACAUUUACUUUUAAUAUUUAAGGCAAUUUUUUUCCACAAAACAUAUCUAAGUGUGUAUUUUGAUGUAAUAAUUUAUUUUAUUAUCGAUUGUUUGUUGUUUUAUUAAAAAAAAAACAAAUACAACAAAUAAUUAUAUAGGGAUUUAUGGUUGCAAAACAUAUAUUUACAAACAAAAAAUAUAUCCUUACAUAUCAUUAGAUUAAGCUAAUUAUAUAAUAUUUCCCCCCAAAAACUCCCAAUCCCCUUAGCAUAUUGCAGUAUUUUAGUUUAUUAAAGAAGAAAAAUUUGUCCCGAAGAAUUUAUACAAUAAUUACAUCUAGAAUGAGUGCAAUAAGAACUAAUUCAUAUUCGCCUGAAGUUCUAAAGUAAUUCUAAAGAAUUUUCUGAGAAACACUUUCCUUUUUAUUAGUAGGUCUGUUCCAAACAAGAUAAUUUAUCUUGUUCUCUAUAGCUAAAGAACUUCUUCAGAUUCUUGUAUAAAAUCUUGGAACUAAUGAUGGCGCCAUCUUCUAGAACUUAUUCUCUGAAAAAUAAUUGAAAUUCUAAAGGGGUUUCUAGGAACUAGUUCCUGGGAAUUGUUUUACAAACAUUUUCUAGAAUUGAUCCAAAGAAUUUGUACUUCUUCAGAUUCUUGUAUAAAAUCUUGGAACUAAUGAUGGCGCCAUCUUCUAGAACUUAUUCUCUGAAAAAUAAUUGAAAUUCUAAAGGGGUUUCUAGGAACUAGUUCCUGGGAAUUGUUUUACAAACAUUUUCUAGAAUUGAUCCAAAGAAUUUGUAGUUUUUAUCAAAAAUAACUAGUUCCGAGAGUAAUAAAUUGAAACUAGUGAUGUCUUUAUUAGUUCUAGAACCAUUUUUUAUAUUAUAUUUGGUUCUUUUCUUAUAAAAGCUCUUUAGACCCUUAUUGAAAAAAGAACUAGUUCCUAAAACUCAUUCAAUGCUUUAAAUCUGAGACAAAGGCCGCAAAAACUAGUUGCAAGAAUAACUACUUGAAACUACUGAUAUCACCAUUAAUUCUAGAACCCUUUCUAAAAUAUUUCAAAAACUAGUUGCAAGAAUAACUACUUGAAACUACUGAUAUCACCAUUAAUUCUAGAACCCUUUCUAAAAUAUUUCAAAAGUGUUUUCUAAGAACUAGUUCCUUAACAAUUUUGAACAAAAAUCAAUAAAGAACUAGUUUUAAAGCCGUAAUAAUUUGUUUAGUUCUUCUUCUGAAGACAAAGGUCUGCUGGAACUAGAUUCAAGAAUAUCCACUUGAAACUAGUAAUGUCAAGUUCUAGAACCCUUUCUAAAAUACUUCUAAAAUAUUUUCUAAGAACUAGUUCUUUAACAAUUUCCAACAAAAAUCAUUGAAAAAAGAACUAGUCUUAUUCUCUUAUAAAAAACUCUUUAAAAGCAUAUUGGAAAAAGAACUAGUUCCUAGAACUGAUUCAAUAUUUUAAAUCGGAGACAAUUUCGAAUCAUAAUCAUUGUUUAAGAAAUUGGUUCUAGAAGAGCUUUAUGAAAAGAUUGUCGAUUUUAUAAUAAAAUCUUGUAUCUUGAAUAAAAACCUUAGAACUAGAAAUAACGCCAUUACUUCUAGAACCCAUGCUAGUGGUUCUAAUGUUCUAAAGAACCAGUUCUUUAUCAGUUCAAACAAAAAUCAUUGAAAAAAGAAAUAGUACUAAAGUCGAUUGAAAUUUUAAAAUACUUUUUAAGAAUAGUUCCUCCUUUCUUAAAAAACUCUUUAGAAGUUCACUGAGAACAGAACUAGUUCUAGAACUGUUUCAAAGGGGUUGAAUUAGUUUGUAAAAUCUCUGACAAUUUCGAAAUCAAUUCCGAUAUUCCGUUUAGAUUCAUGAUUAAAACACCAGAGAUGUCGCCAUAACUAUUGGAACUCAUUUUCAGGAAAGUAUUAAAGUACUUCUUAAGAGUUUUCUGUUAAAAAAUCACAGAAAAAACUCAUUCUAGAAGAAGCAACCAUGGAAUUAUUAACAUCGCCACAACUUCUAGAACUCAAUCUCUGCUAAUGAUUAUUCUAAGAACUAGUUUUUCUGUUCAAAUAUCUCUGAAAGAAAAACUAGUUCUCGAACAGUUUCAAAGGAGAUGAAUUGAUUUGUUCUAAAGAAUGAUAUACCAUUCUCUGGAACUUAAUAAUGAAUCUGAAAUGCUUCUAAGAACUAGUUUUUUUGCAAUGACAGAAUUAUUUCGAAGAAAAAUUAACUAUUUCCAGAAGCGAAUCUCAAUUUGACAACUGAAUGAUUUCUGAUUCCUCAAUUACAACCUUGUAACUAGUGAUAUCACAUUCAACGGAACAUAAUCGUGAAUCUAAAAAUUAAGUUCUCUGGAACUUAAUAAUGAAUCUGAAAUACUUUUAAGAACUAGUUUUCUUGCAGUGACAGAAAGAAAAGCAGCAGUUCUAGAAUUAUUUCGAAGAAUCAUAUCAGAUUCUUAUCUUAGAACCAGUACUUAGAACAGUUUCAAAGAUUUAGAAUUAGUUCGCUUAAAUUCAUUGAAAAAUUUGACAACUGAAUGAUUUCAGAUUCCUCAAUUACAACUAGUGUCUAGUUCCAUUCAACGGAACAUAAUCUUAAAUCUAAAGUAUUUCUAAGAACUAGUUCUUUAGCAGUGACCGAAAGAAGAGAAGUAGUUCCAAGGAUUUGUAAUUCUUUUCUAGAACUGUUUUCAGAAGCAUUUUAUAGUAUGAAAGACUUUUACAGAAUUUCUUUAGAGGUUUGCAUAGCAAUUCGAAAGAGAAGAGAACUAGUUCUUUAGCAAUUAUUAAAGAAAAUACAAAAAACAAACUAGUUUCAUAACUAUUUCAAAGAAUGUGUAUUUGUUAACUAAAGAUACUUUACUGAAUUUUUAAGAUUUACAAAAAAAAUACAUAAAAAAUGUUUUAAUAUAAGAAGACUGUCGAGAAUGAUCCAAAUAUCACGAAUUUUUCGAUAUUGUAAGAUUUCUAAAUGUAAUUGAGUUACAUUUCAUUAAGGUUUUCCCAAAAUUGGCCCAAAUCUUAACAAUAUCAAACAAAAAUCGCUGAAAAAAGAACUAGUUCCAAAAGUGUUCUAGAAAAACUUUCUAAGAACUAGUUUUCUCGCAAUUAUUAUACAGAAAUCAAUUCAAAAAGAACUAAUUCUAGAACUGUUUGCAAAGAAGAAGAUAUUUUCUCUAAGAAUUCUCUAUUUUAAAGGCAAACUAGUUCUAGUGCAGUCUGUAUGCUAGCAUUUUAGAACUAGUUGUAUUUAGAAAAAAUCGUUGGUUCCAAAGAUAAACUAGAAUGAGUGUUAGCUAAAUGUAGGCGAUCUAGAACUAGUUCGGGAACUAAUACAAUUUCUCUUGGACAAAUUUGUUUGUAGAAAAUCCAUAUUAACAAACUAAUCCCCUUAUUCAAACAAACUAAUCCCCGUAUGACACUUUUAAAACAUUAUCAGGCCAAAUAUGAACAAUUAUUCCCCGAGAGUUUGUUCCCUUUUGCGUGCUUUAGGUAUAGAAAAGAGAACAAACUCCCAGGGAAUUUAUUAUUCAGAAUAGGCCUGUUUAAGCCUAUUAUCAGUGAAAUUGUUUUGAUAUUAAGGUAAAGAAGAUAAUGGGGGAUAAAAAACAUAUUAAACCAAAGCAUGAAAAAACAUAUUUUGUAAAGUAAAAAAUGCUUAAUUCCUAAAAGUAACAACCUUUAAUCUUAUUUUGCAUGCUCUUUUUUAUAAAU
Messenger RNA from Lucilia sericata (common green bottle fly), 6171 nucleotides. Its product is annotated as slit homolog 1 protein. The record is from RefSeq and is a predicted model, not a curated record. Bases 503 to 2029 code for a protein of 508 amino acids. Gene Ontology annotation, molecular function: protein binding. Lineage: Eukaryota; Metazoa; Arthropoda; Insecta; Diptera; Calliphoridae. The transcript is spliced from 8 exons.